Molecule: messenger RNA, 4118 nt
Organism: Harpia harpyja (harpy eagle)
Lineage: Eukaryota; Metazoa; Chordata; Aves; Accipitriformes; Accipitridae
Gene: SMPDL3B
Product: sphingomyelin phosphodiesterase acid like 3B
Exons: 7
Coding region: 2447-3451 (334 amino acids)
Biological process (GO): sphingomyelin catabolic process
Molecular function (GO): sphingomyelin phosphodiesterase activity
Source: RefSeq, a predicted model, not a curated record
CCCGCCGCCGGGCCCUGGGGCAGCUACCUCUGCGACGCGCCCUGGCGCCUGCUCGCCUCCGCAGUCCGCGCCAUGAGGAACCGCCUGCGGCGGCCGGACUUCAUCCUCUGGACCGGGUGAGGAUGGGCCGGCGUCCCGCCGGGAGGGGGGGAUCCGCUGCCCGGCCGCCCCCCCAGCAGCGGCGGUCGGAGGGGCUCUGAACCCGCCACUGGUGGGGCUCUCCUCAGCUCGCCUUCUCCGUCCUCCCGCUGCAGUCCUGGGGGCUGAGGGACGGUGUCUGCCUCGUUAGAGAGAUGCUUCUCCGAGAGGAGAAACACCAAAUAUUCCAGGCAUUGAUAGUGGGGGUUCUGGGGUCACGCCUUGCCCUCAGGCUGUGGCACGGUCCUGCCUGCUCAGAGGGUUGCCAGGCUUUGGAUGGGAGAACGGGCAGCCGGAGGGCUGGGGCAUAAGGAGCUUGUGAGGGAUCCAGGUCUCUACGUGGCAACUGUUUUGAAGAGCUAAGGUAAGGAUGUGCCUUAUGAUGCAAAGUGGAGGCUUGGAGGAGAGCAUAACCACAACAAGGCCUCUCGACGCCAGCAAGAGGCUCCCAACAAGCCCCAGCAGUGAGAAACAGUAAGUUCUUUGACAUCAUGUUGAAUUUUGAUCUUCCUCUUUGAUGGGCUUGCUGACAGCCCAGCAUCAUCUACAAAUGCCAUAAGCAUAUUACUGAAAACAUAGAAGUGUGUAUCUGCUGCACUUUUGGAGGCAUUCCUUUGUUUCAUUUUAAUGAGAGUUGUUAUCCUGCUGUUAAAACAGCUGUGCAAACAGCUUUGCUUCACUAUUGCUGAUCAGAUGUUGACCUGAGAUUGCAAAAUGCUGUUCCUUGCAAUAUUUCCAGUCAGCUUUAGUGCCUAUUAAAUGCACUGAGGCAGAGUGAGCCUCCAUUUCCUAUGCUUGUGUACAGAUUUUUCAAGGUAGAAUAAAGCGGAGCCUGUUUUCACUUUGAGCAAUUCCUUGAAACUCCUUCAGUGCCUUGGCCAGUUAACAUAGCACUGGUUCCUCCCCCCAAAAGCUUUAACUUUAUUUUCUAGAAGGCUCAAAGAGCAGUAAGCAAGUUUCUCUGCCUUGCUUAUGUGGUAGGUUGACCCUGGCUGGAGGCUAGGUGCCCACCAAAGCUGCUCUAUCACUCCCACCCCCUCAGCUGAACAAGGCAGAGAAAAUAUAACAAAGGGCUCGUGUAUCGAGAUAAGGACAGAGAGAGAUCACUCAACCAAUUAGUCACAGGCAAAACAGACUCGACUUUGGGAAAAUAAACUUAAUUUAUUGCCAAUCAACCAGAGUUGGGUAAUGAGAAAUAAAACCAAAUCUUAAAACACCUUCCCCCACCCCUCCCUUCUUCCAGGGCACAGCUUCACUCCCGGAUUCUCCACCUACUCUGCCCCCCCCCCCCAGCGGUGCAGGGGGACAGGGAGUGGGCGUUACCAUCAGUUCAUCACUUCUUGUCUCUGCCGCUCCUUCCUCUUCAGGGGCAGGACUCCUCACACUCUUCCCCUGCUCCACUAUGGGGUCCCUCCCAUGGGAGACAGUCCUUCAUGAACUUCUCCAACAUGAGUCCCUCCCACAGGCUGUAGUUCUUCAUGAACUGCUCCAGCGUGGGUCCCUCCCAUGGGCUGCAGUCCUUCAGGAGCACACUGCUCCAGCGUGGGUCCCCUGCAGGGUCACAAGUCCUGCCAGAAAACCUGCUUCAUGGACUCCUCUAUCCACGGAUCCGGAGGUCCUGCCAGGAGCCUGCUCCAGCGCAGGCUUCCCACAGGGUCACAGCCUCCUUCGAGCAUCCCCCUGCUCUGGCGUGGGGUCUUCCAUGGGCUGCAGGUGGAUAUCUGCUCCACCGUGGACCUCCAUGGGCUGCAGGGGGACAGCCUGCCUCACCACUGUCUUCACCAGGGGCUGCAGGGGAAUCUCUGCUCCGGUGCCUGGAGCAUCUCCUCCCCCUCCUUCUUCACUAACCUGGGGGUCUGCAGAGUUGUUUCUCUCACAUGUUCUCACUCCUCUCUCUGGCCGCAGUUGCUGUGCCCCCUGCUAUUUUUUUUCCCUUCUUAAAUAUGUUAUCACACAGGUGCUACCACUGUCGCUGAUGGGCUUGGCCUUGGCCGGCAGUGGGUAUGUCUUGGAGCCGGCUGGCAUUGGCUGUAUCGGACAUAGGGGAAGCUUCUAGCAGCUUCUCACAGAAGCCACCCCUGUAACCCCCCUGCUACCAAAACCUUGCCACACAAACCCAAUACAGCUUAUCACUUCAAGCAUUUGACCUGUUAGUCACAGACAGUGACUGUGCUGCUUUUAUUUUUCUAGAGACGAUACUCCUCACGUCCCCAAUGAGAAGCUUGGAGAAGAAAAGGUUCUGCACAUAAUAGAAAAUCUGACUUCUCUGAUAAGAGAGACAUUUCCAGAUACUAAAGUCUAUGCGGCGAUGGGCAAUCAUGACUUCUACCCCAAGAAUCAGUUUCCAGGGAAGGAGCACAGGAUCUACAACCGAACAGCUGAACUGUGGCGUUCCUGGCUGAAUGAUGCUUCCACUCCUCUUUUCAGAGCAGGAGCUUUCUACAGUGAGAAGCUGCCCAGCCCAAGGACAAGGGGGCGAAUGGUUGUGCUCAAUACCAAUCUGUACUAUGACAAGAAUAAUGAGACAGCUGGUGAGGAAGAUCCUGGAGGGCAGUUCCAGUGGCUGGAAGAAACACUGACCAAUGCCUCUAGAGCAGAUGAAAUGGUCUACAUUGUGGGGCACGUCCCUCCUGGCUUCUUCGAGAAGAAACGAGGCAUGCCCUGGUUCCGGAGUGGCUUUAAUGAACGAUACUUGAAAAUCGUGCAGAAGCACCACAGGGUGAUUGCUGCCCAGUUUUUUGGGCACCAUCACACAGACAGCUUUCGGAUGUUUUACAGUGAUACAGGUUCUCCAAUCAAUGUCAUGUUCCUGGCCCCUGGAGUGACUCCCUGGAAAACAACAUUACCUGGAGUGAACAAUGGAGCCAACAACCCUGGGAUUCGGGUGAUUGACUAUGAUCCAGACACCCUUCAAGUGUUGGAUAUGGUGACUUACUACUUGAACCUAACUCGUGCCAACAUGAUGGCCUCAACGUGGGAGGAAGAGUUCCCAACAUGGGAGGAAGAGUAUAGGCUGACAGAAGCCUUCCAAGUCCCUGAUGGCUCUCUGCGCUCCAUGCAAACAGUGCUGGAGAGGAUAUCAAAGGAUCCACACUAUCUGCAGCAGUACUAUGAGUUUAACUCUGUCAGAUAUGACCUCACCCCGUGCGAGGAGGCCUGCCGCGUUGAUCAUGUUUGUGCCAUCAGGGAAGUUGAUUUUACAAAAUACAAGGAGUGUGUUAAAACCAGCAGCUCUGCCUCUGCCAUCAUCAGUGUUCGGCUUUUAUUUUUCUGCUUGCUCUUAGGACUUCUUAGUCCCCGGCAAGCACUGUAAUGACUGAGAGCAAGAGAAAACGAAGAGAGCACGAGUUCACGAUGCACACGAAUCGGCAAUUGUGAAUGCUUUUGGCAUUGAGAACUCACUCUGAAACCAAGACAAAAUCAGUGGUUUUACUAAAAGCUCUGUGAUGUUGAUGUGAAAUCUAGAAAAGCUUGAUGUAUCAGGAAAGGGCAGUGAUUGCUACAAAGUCUUUUUGUGCCAGACUGACUUGCAUCAGGGAGUCCGUCCCCCUUACGCUGUGACUUCCGAGGUAUUCUCGCAAAUCAAGUGAAGACCAGGCUUCCCGGUGACUUUAACUUACUGUGCAUGAGAGCUGUGAGCUGCCACUUGUUCCCGAGGAGUCUGCUGCCAGGUGGGUUCCUCAUGUUGGCACACGCUUCGCUUCUGGAAAGACCACACAACUGGUGACCUGGAAGGUCUUGUUUUGGUGGCCUUGUACAGCAGCAGCCCUGCCUUUGGCUUAUGAGCAGAGCCAGGUGGGAUUAGUUCUUCCUUUGAUGGUGUAUGAACUUCAGCAAGUUUGGGCCAUGACUUUCAUGUGUCAGUGCCCAAGACAAGGCUCCAGGGUAAGAAGCUUGAUUAUUAUUAUUUUUUAAAUUUUUUAUUUAUUUUUUCCCCCAAUUGCUGAACAUAAACAGCUCUUCCCUUUGUGCUCUCUUAA